CCAGCUUCUUUAGCCUGGGAUGAGCGCAAGAUCUCUCCAGGUCGACCCAUUAUGCAACAGGUUUUAGCCGCAUCUGCGUUGGCAUCUGGACCAGCUACGUCUGAAAAGUUUGACUUUCUAUCUAUUAAGGAUGGUGAACUUUAUAAACUUAUAAGCAAGUUGCCUCCGAAAAACUCUCUUAGUAAUCCUGUGACUAAGCGAAAUAAGCCAUCAAAGUGUCAAUUACAAGGCAGAAUGUCAAAGGAUAAAUUACACGUAAUUACAGGGGGUGCUUCUAAUUCCCCCGAGACUCUUAUCAGGUCGGUCGAUGUUUCAGUUCCUGAAAAAAGCAUACAGCUACUAUCAUAUAAAAAUGAAUCAAGUGGAAAAGUUUGCAAUCCUGAUGAGGCUCUGGAUAAUGAUGGUGGCGAGCCUUGGCGUUUGGUGGUUCACUCCAAGUCCCGUCAUGCAAAAAAAAUGAAGGCAAUUAAGCAACUUAUUUCAUCUAAUGGUAAUUCGAAUGAGAAUGCUAAUUCCUUAAAUUGUGCUGAUCAUAUGCAAUCGCUUGAAGCGAUGAAGUUGGGCGUCAUUCAUGCGCCUGUCGACCAUUCAUUGAAGGCCUCCAUAGCUACUCCUAUAAAUGGCUUUCGCUCGUCACUUUAUGUAGAUGAGUGUUUAAACAAUCAAGUUGAAAAACAUUUUAUUUCUCAAGACGAAAUCAUUCCUAAGCAAGACUACAAGAUUGGAGAAUGUCAAGGGCUUCUGGACGCCUUAGAGCGAAGGACCAGUGAUGAAAUUCAUUUGGAGGCUUGUCAACUACUAGAGGAUGACGACAGCAUUGAGUCACUGCCACUCGAACCCGGUUCGAAUGAGGCUGAUGAGGAUGAAAUAGCCAUGGCUUCCACAUCGGGUUGGUCAGACUUGGACUAUGCUGAUGACCUCAGCUGUCAGGGUUCUCGUGUCCCCAUACCAUCUUCUGGUGCAGCAGAUGAUCCGAAUGAUGCAGACGAUGAGGGAAGAAACGAAUGCAGUGCUGUGGUUGGCCCGGAUGAUGAAGAUGAUGAUGAUGCGGCUUGGUCCCAAAAUCUAAAGCAACUUGACGAAGUUAGCUAA
This is a messenger RNA of Protopolystoma xenopodis, 1092 nucleotides long. The record is from the annotation of a GenBank genome assembly. NCBI's taxonomy places the organism in Eukaryota, Metazoa, Platyhelminthes, Monogenea, Polystomatidea, Polystomatidae.